This is a messenger RNA of Branchiostoma floridae (Florida lancelet), 444 nucleotides long. RefSeq lists its product as uncharacterized. The annotation marks the transcript as partial. The record is from RefSeq and is a predicted model, not a curated record. NCBI's taxonomy places the organism in Eukaryota, Metazoa, Chordata, Leptocardii, Amphioxiformes, Branchiostomatidae. The transcript is spliced from 3 exons.
UGCGGACAGGUGUGUUGCGGACAGGUGUGUUGCGGACAGGUGUGUUGCGGACAGGUGUGUUGCGGACAGGUGUGUUGCGGACAGGUGUGUUGCGGACAGGUGUGUUGCGGACAGUGACCAAACGUUCGAACAGGAUGACCACAUCACUGCUUGUAGCCGCCUUGCUGUGCCUCAGCUCUGUAUCCGUCCGCGGGCUGACCAAUGCGGAGAAGGAUGCGCUGCUAGCCGGCGCAGUAGGACUGGGGAACCUCGAUAUCGUGCUGGAUCCGGACAACGGCGAGUAUCUGAUCGUCAGCAGCCACGGGAUGCCGAACCACACGCUGGGGCCGUGGGGCGACGGGAACCCCGAUAUGCCGACGCCGGCGUAUCAGGACCACAACUUCAAGAUCCCGAAGAACCCGACAGUACAGGCAGAGUCGACAUGUACGCCUAUGGGCACUAUCG